Messenger RNA from Cladophialophora immunda, 1910 nucleotides. RefSeq lists its product as uncharacterized. The transcript is spliced from 6 exons. The coding region runs from base 1 to 1812 and encodes 603 amino acids. The record is from RefSeq and is a predicted model, not a curated record. NCBI's taxonomy places the organism in Eukaryota, Fungi, Ascomycota, Eurotiomycetes, Chaetothyriales, Herpotrichiellaceae. Gene Ontology annotation, molecular function: flavin adenine dinucleotide binding; N,N-dimethylaniline monooxygenase activity; NADP binding.
AUGCCUCCCACCGCUGUCGACAUUGCCUUUGUGUCCGAUGGCACUUUGGCCCUGGGGCACGAGUCCCUCACCAAUGGCACUGCAAAAUUCGCGCCAGCUCCAUCAACAACUGAGGUCACCGCCAACGGUGUUGACCAUGUGGCGUCCGACAGGACUAAGAUUGACAUUCCGCUGAACAACCAGCCCAGCUACCAACCGCGUAAACUGCGUGUGGCCACCAUUGGCGCUGGCUUUUCGGGAUUAACACUCGCCCACAAGCUUCGAUACCAGCACCCUGAAAUGCAUGACAUCGUGGAAAAUGUUAUCUUCGAAGCACGGGGUGAUGUUGGAGGUACAUGGCUGGUGAACACAUACCCCGGGGUGCAGUGUGAUGUUGCUGCCCACCUUUACGCCUUUCCCUUCGACCCAAACACGGAAUGGAGCAAGUUCUACGCCAGUGGCGAGGAGAUCUUUGAAUACAUCACACGAACGGUGAAAAAAUGGAACCUUGACCGAGACGUUCAACUGAACACCAAGGUUGUCGGAGCUUACUGGCUGGAUGACUCGGGCAAGUGGAAGUUGUUAGUCGAACACAAUGGCAUUCAACGAGAGGAAUUCGCCGACAUUUUGGUGUCCGGCCAAGGCUUUCUCAAUCUCUGGAAGUGGCCCGAGAUCGAGGGUCUCCAGUCUUUCAAAGGAAAACUAGUCCAUUCAGCCGACUGGGAUCAUGACUAUGACUAUUCCAACAAACGAAUUGCGGUCAUUGGCAAUGGGUCAUCUGGCAUCCAGAUUCUCCCAGCUCUGGCAAAGAAAGAGGGCACCGACGUGACGAGCUUCCAGCGUGGGCCUACUUGGGUUAUCUCACGCAUGUCCCCUUCGCUGCUCCUGGGUCGCAAUGUGGCGGAAUCGAAUCCAGUGUACACCGAAGAGCAGAAGCGCCGUUUCCGCAUCGAUCCACAGUACCACAACAAAUACCGAAAGGAGCUAAUCCAUCGGAUCAACAAAGCCUUCAGAUUGUUUGUCAGGGACUCGCCCGAGAACCUCGACGCCACCAAAUUUGCCAUCAAGCAGAUGUCAGACAAGCUCAACAAUGAUCCAGAACUGUGUGAAAAGCUCAUUCCCAAGUGGGAACUGGGCUGUCGACGUGUGACGCCCGGAGAGGGAUACCUCGAGUCCUUCUUGUUACCCAACGUCCAUCUCACGCAGAGCCCAAUCACUAAAAUUACGGAGAACGCAGUGCACACUGCUGACGGAAAAGUGUUGGAGGUCGACGUUGUCGUAUGCGCUACUGGGUUUGACGUCUCUCAUUGCCCACAUUAUCCCGUCAUCGGCCGCAAUGGUGUCAGUCUGGCCGAAAAAUGGGCUGAUGAACCCGAAUCGUACCUCUCUAUGGCCUGUCCUGACUUUCCAAACUAUUUUAUCUUCACUGGUCCCAACGCUGUGGUCGGCCAUGGUUCCCUCAUCGAGGGUCUUGGCUGGGUCUCGGAAUGGAUGAUCAAGUGGAUGAAGAAAAUCGCCAGUGAAGAUAUCAAGUACGUGGUGCCAAAGCAGGAAGUGGUGGAUGAGUUCGUCACGUAUGGUGACAGAAUCCACAAGACCUUGACUUGGACGGGAGCAUGCCGAAGUUGGUACAAGAAGAACCGAGUCGAUGGCCGAGUGACCGCCACCUUCCCUGGGAGUGCGCUUCUCUUCAAGCGACUGAUCAGCGAGCUUCGCGCCGAGGACUUUGAGAUCAAAUACCGGAGCGCAAAUCGCUUUAAAUUCACCGGAAACGGAUUCACCGAGUACGAAUUGGACGAUAACAACGACUUGGCAUGGUAUGUUGAGAAGUAGAGAACCCAUAUUAGAUGGUGCAGAGAAGAGUUUGUGCACUAGAGGACGUACAGCGUAGGGGGCUUGAGAACAUGAAAAGAAUCCGGCUUAGAUUGAAA